GACUUCUUUUUCUCAGACUUGAAUAUUUUUUGCUCUCACAGCCAGUUGCUGUUUACUGGAGGUAACCUGAAAUGUGCUUCUUAGCACUUAACUGUCGGAAAGUUGCAUAAUUACGAGCUGAAUCGGUCACUAAAAAGGGCCCCUUGUUUAGUUUCAGUUAUUUGGUUUACACGCUAUUUUGCAUGCGUGCCGACUUUUUAUCUUAUUGUUUUUUCUCUCUUUUUCUCUUUCUUCUUUCUAGCUUCUAGACUCUGUUGUGACUUAAAAGUGCCUUAGCAGUGAAGCAGUUAUAAUUGCAUUGCAUCGCUGGUCAGCUAUAAACCGUGUGUGAGAGGGUGAAAUGAAGGGGAAGUUUUCUUGUGUAAUCGGUAGUGGGUAAAAGUGCACCUGAGUCUGUUAGCCAUGGUCAUUUUUGAAUGUGUUUGCUUUUUGGUAAACAACCUUAUCUCUGUAAACAGUUUACUGCUGCAUAUAAUCAGGCCUAAAUAGCUUGAUAUUAUCUACUGUGUUUUAUAAGCUCACAAAUGUGCAAUUUAAGGGAUCUUAAAUUUCAGCAUCAUGAGGAGGAAAAUAGACGGUUUACCUCAUUAUGUAAGGACCAAGCCACAGCAUGGCAUCCUGGAGAAAUUCUUGCAGUAUUAAUGCGGCGGAUUCGGCAGCUGAAUAUGCUGCCAUUGAAUCCGAAAUCUACCGAAGCCUGCUAACCAUUAUGAGAGAAAUGGCCAUUGAGCAACCGGCUGUCAACAAAGGAAUGCUUAGAUGGACAUUACAUAAGAAAGUGCAGGACAGUCCUCUCAGGAGUCUGGCUUUGGUAGUGGCCGUCAAGGAACUAGAAAGAGCUGAAAGAACUGACUGCAAGCAACAACUCAUUCCUCUGCUUAAUACACUUAUAUAUGCUGUGAUGCAGACAGUGCACAUACCCGAUGACCUCUAUAAAAGAGUUUAUGACUUCUGCAAGAGGUUGUUGACUCUGCCUCAGCCGUACUGCACUGUGGGUCUCAGUUAUGCUGGCCAAAUGAAAGCAGAACGACUUGCUCCAGGCCUUUUGUAUCAGAAAAUGAUCAUUGCAGAACAAAGUCUGAAAAAUGAACACUAUCCUCAGCAGGAGAGGGUAUUUGUGUUUGCGGAUCCUGCAGUAUUUUCCGAGUCUCUCAGCACUGUCCUGCAGGCUGACAUUGAGUCUCAAGGAAUGUUCCGGAACCCGUUGAGCUUGAUGCGCUGUGUAGUGCAGCACAGUCUUCAGGCGGCACUGGGAGACGAUUGUCACGGACCCUCUCUCAAUGAUGCUUUGCAGGAUAUGGACUUGGAUGUUGAGUCGUACUUUAAUGAAGUGCUCGCAACAGUAGACCAGAGCACAGAUAGUAACAGAGGGGAUCGAGGUCAGACCAGACAGAAACUACAAGAGAUAUACUUUCAGAUCCUCCGUGACGCCAAGAAAGGUCUAUUGUCCAGCGGCUCCCUGUGCGAUGUUCCGCUUCCCAAUCCGGAGAUGAGUUUCCAUCUGUGGUGGGAGGACGAGGAGCUCUGUAAAGAACUGGCCAAAUUCAUCCGUUCCGCGUUCAGUGAAAGCCUGAUGAGUUCAGAGGACUUUUAUGUGUCUGACUUACCCACAGACCUCAACUCAGACAUGCCACGGUACUCUGUCAUGUCCACGGACAGUGGUAUAGAGCGUGACAUGCAGGCUACUGAAGCCUCUGACAUGGAAUGUCCUGGAGGAAGAUCCUUAAAGCCUGAAAUUACUAGCGGCCGACUGUCACGGCGUGGAGGAAUUAAGGUGAAGCCAUCUGUCACCGACAGCAUGGCUCUGAUGCAGGACGUACUGGAGGAGACAGGAACCGCUGGCUGCAGUGGCACAUUGCAGAGGAGAGCAGGAAAUAGUAGCACCACCUUGCCCAAGGAAGAACGGGACUACACUGCUAAAAUAGUGCUGAUGGGAGAUGACCGGGCGGUGGGAAGACUAGCCAGGGCAUACUACUGGUUAAGGAAACGGGAAGCCAGGAGAAGAUUCCUCACUAUGAAAGUCAACCUACAGAUGUACUACAUCCCUGUUGUCCGCCAGUCGUCUGCAGCCUCUCCUGUGAAGGAAAAUGUGCCCUCUAUAAGCAACAACAUCUGUGCUCUGGGCUCUUAUCUUGGAAUGGUGGAUCCGUGGUACGACUGCAAUGUUUGUAGUCUUGGACAGAUGAUUCCUGAUCUUGCAAGAACGUCCAGCACUGGCAAACCACAGGAGUCUGACCUUUUCUUAGCUGACGUCAUCUCGUAUUAUGUGCGCAUGGGACAGCAGCCAGUGCACUUCAACAUUUACUACAUUAAGAUUUACUUUUCCAACAAGUCCAAAGAACCUGUGGAAGAAGUGUUUGUCACAGACCUGGAAGUGGAUUUUCCAGAGUUCAAAAAGGCCCAAGAAACUGUCAAACAGAAGAAGAUGCCUGCUGAGCUGUGUGGAGCAUUGGUAUCGUUUAGCUACUUGAAAGUGUCGCUAAGCAACAGGGAGGUUGAGAGAGGGUUCUCACUCAGAACCACAGGUGCCCAGAUUUCAGCACUACCACAAAACAAAACUGAAGAUCUUAACUGUCUCACGGUCGCUUUCAGUGACAUAAAGCCAAAGAGCAUCACGGAGACGAAGAUCAGAACAUGCCAUUUUAAAUUGAAGUCACCAGAAAAAGCAACUUUCACAGUACGUCUGGACAAAGACUUUCGAAGGAAAUUUAUGAACGUUGAGAGCAUUGAGGUCGCUCCAUGUCGAGACCCUGGGUAUUACGUUCAGAAAUCCUUGAAGUCAAAGUUCAUGCCAGAAGGUGGCAGCAACGCAGGACUGAGCAAAUACAUGAGCACUGGAUUGACUCUGCCCAUUAACACAUUUGCUGGAAUAAUCGACUAAGCGAACAAGGACUGGGAUGGAGGCUGCUUUCUCUCGACAUAAAGGCCAGUUCUGGACUCUUGCAGUAUAGUGUUUUGUGUUUUAAACAAUGC
Puntigrus tetrazona (Sumatra barb) is the source of this 2973-nucleotide messenger RNA. Its product is annotated as phosphoinositide 3-kinase regulatory subunit 6-like. Gene Ontology annotation, biological process: positive regulation of MAP kinase activity; G protein-coupled receptor signaling pathway. Gene Ontology annotation, molecular function: 1-phosphatidylinositol-3-kinase regulator activity. Lineage: Eukaryota; Metazoa; Chordata; Actinopteri; Cypriniformes; Cyprinidae. The record is from RefSeq and is a predicted model, not a curated record. Gene Ontology annotation, cellular component: phosphatidylinositol 3-kinase complex, class IB.